Macrosteles quadrilineatus (aster leafhopper) is the source of this 5287-nucleotide messenger RNA. Its product is annotated as ATP-dependent translocase ABCB1-like. The transcript has 28 exons. Gene Ontology annotation, cellular component: membrane. Lineage: Eukaryota; Metazoa; Arthropoda; Insecta; Hemiptera; Cicadellidae. The record is from RefSeq and is a predicted model, not a curated record. The coding region runs from base 40 to 3990 and encodes 1316 amino acids. Gene Ontology annotation, biological process: transmembrane transport. Gene Ontology annotation, molecular function: ATP hydrolysis activity; ATP binding; ABC-type transporter activity.
UGUAUUCGUGUGUGUGUGUGUGCGUGUGAGUGUGUUAUCAUGAAAGGAAGACAUGUUGCGGUACCCAUGGAGGGGUUCGAAGAUGGAAAGGUGAAUGGAGACAGUUUCAACUUAGAAGAAAAAGAUGAAGCUUCUGAAGCCCUCCUUUCUAAACACAAGGGCUCAGAAGAACCUCCAUUACCUGAUACGUUCGAAGUUCUUGGCCACCUGUACCGUUUUGCUACCAAGGGGGAUGUGUUUUUACUCAGUUUUGGAAUUUUGGCAGCCAUAACCCAUGGAGCAAGUUUUCCCAUCUUGGCGCUCCUUUUUGGACGAAUGGUGGAUGGCUUCCUAUCCGUGCAAAAGAAAGCAGAAAACUUAACAACAACCACAGAGAUGAGUGAGCCAGAGCUGGAGACAAUCCCUGGUGAGGCAGAUAGUUUGUGGAAUGACUGGAACGCCUUCACAGCCUUUAGUAGUACUACGGAGAUAACACCACCCUUGGACAAAGCCACAGAGAUUACAGUCGAAACAUUAAGUGACUACGCAGUUUACUACUUUUUCAUCGGACUUGCAGUAUUAGGAGCUGCAUUUAUACAGACCAUGUGUUGGGAGUUGGCUUGUGAGAGACAAGUCCACAGACUCAGAUCUAAGUUCUUCACUCAGAUACUUCGACAAAACAUCGCCUGGCACGAGAUCAACGACGAAGGAAGUCUAACAACCAAACUAUCUGAUGACCUGGAGAGGAUAAGAGAAGGAGUGGGCAGCAAGCUAGGUAUGGUGACACAGUAUCUGACCACGUUUGUUGUGGGGAUGGUGGUCGGACUGUUGGUCAACUGGCAGCUCACUCUAUGUCUUUUGCCAUUCUCUCCAUUCAUCAUAGGCUCCACAGCGUUCUCUGCAAAGCUCGCCACCUGGUCGGCUGCUAGAGAACAAGUGAAGCAUGCCGUGGCGGGAAGUAUUGCCAAUGAAGUCCUCAAUGCAGUUAGAACCAUCGCAGCUUUCAACGGAGAACCUGACGCAAUACGCAGGUAUGAAUUAGCAUUGGAAGAUGGACAUAAUUUGGCAAUGGCCACAUACUACAAGAUUGCCAUAUGCCUAACUAUCAUAAACUUCUGUAAAUACGCACAGUACGGCGUAGCACUGUUUGUCAGUUCACUGUUCAUCAGAGCUGGAUACUGUACUCCAGGCAGUGUGUUUACGGUGUUCCUGAGUGUACUGUCAGGUGCGUUCACUCUGGGAGAUGCGUUCCCGUACUACACUGCGGUAGGUACUGGGCUGGGAGCUGCCUCUACCAUCUUCAGUGUCGUAGAGAGAUCGCCUGAGAUUGACUCUUCUAACAAACACGGCGUGAAACUGCAUCAUGUUGAGGGAAGAAUAUCUUUCCAAGACGUCACCUUCACUUAUCCCUCACGUCCCAACAAACCUAUUUUGAAGCAUUUCAAUCUGGAAAUCCCCCCUGGUAAGACAGUGGCGCUAGUUGGACCAAGCGGAGUUGGAAAAAGUACAGUCAUCGAUCUCUUCCUGAGACUGUACGACUGCAAUGCUGGAGUGGUAAAAUUGGACGGGAAUCCCAUCAAGAACCUGAACUUGUCGUGGUUUCGUAGCCAGAUUGGUGUUGUGCUACAAGAGCCGGUCCUCUUCAGCGUCUCGAUCGCUGAGAACAUCCGCUACGGCCGAGAAAAUGUCACUCAACAAGAUAUUGAGAAGGCUGCGGCCAUGGCGAGUGCUAGCGGAUUCAUCACUAAACUGCCUGAGAAAUACGAAACAAUUGUGGGAGACCGCGGGGCGCAGUUGAGUGUUGGUCAGAAGCAGCGAAUUGCCAUUGCUCGAGCUCUUGUCCGCAACCCAAAAGUCCUUCUGUUGGAUGAAGCAACUUCUGCAUUAGAUUCACAGACUGAGAGUGUAGUCUUGGAAGCAUUAGAUAAGGCUAUGGCAGGAAGAACUACGAUCGUCAUCGCUCAUAGACUUUCCACCAUCAAGAAUGCUGACGUCAUCUAUGUCAUGAAGGACGGAGCUGUACUUGAGAGUGGCAACCACUCUGAUCUGAUGGGUCUACAAGGAACUUACUACAAGAUGGUGUGUGCUCAAAUAUCACCUAUGAGGGAGGCGCAAAGUGCGGAAGACAGUUCAUCUGAUCCCAAACAAGGCAGUUCAGGAUACACCCCAAGAGAUAGGGGUGGGCCUAUCACUGGGCCCGUCAUCCCUACAGCACCUGUCAUCGAGGAUAGCAGCAAGAUAAAGGAUGUGGGAGUGUUCACCCUAGUGCAGCUUAAUAGACCAGAGUGGGGAUGGCUAUUUCUUGGUCUUCUGGCCUGUAUCAUCAAUGGAGCCGUAACUCCUGUUUAUGCCUUCUUCUAUGGAGAAGUGUUUGCGGUAUUUUCUCUACAAGGAGACGAGCUCGUACACACAGCACUGUUGUGGUCUAUAAUGUUCGGAGUCCUCGCUGUUGUUUCAGCUUUAAGUUCUUCCUCCCAGACUAUCAACAUGGAGAUGGCUGCUGAGAAGUUAGUGAUGAGGAUCAGACUACAAGCUUUUACCAACAUCUUGACUCAGCCAAUGGCGUGGUUCGAUUUCAACAAAAACUCUGUUGGCAACCUCAUUACCAGAUUGGAUAGAGACGCUCCUCUCAUCAAAGGGGCUGCAGGUCAGAGAGCAGGCCACGUGAUUGGCUCUUUCGUCAUGAUCGCUCUUGGCAGUCUCAUCGCUUUCAUCUUCAGCUGGCAGCUUGCACUAGUCCUCGUGUUCAUGAUGCCCAUCCUCAUCGCUUGCUCCUACCAAGAAGUCGUAGUCUUGCGAAGCUCACAAUUGAGAGACACUAGACUUAUGGACAAAGCUGGAAAGCUUGCCUCGCAGUGUGUUCAGCACAUUAGAACCGUUCAAAUCCUGGGCUGCGAAGACAGAUUUGUCAAGCUGUACUUGAAGUAUCUUGCACUACCGUUUCAGGAGGGCAAGAAACAAGCUGUUGUGUUUGGAAUAAUCUUUGCUCUGUCACAAGCCACUAUUUACUGGAUGUUUGCCUGUACAUUCCGUCUCGGAGCCCAUCUCGUCAGUACAGGGGAGACUACUGCUAUUGCCACCUGCAGGGUGUUCUUUGCACUGACACUAUGUGCUGCAAUGGUAGGCACAGCUUGUGCAUACGUACAAGACUUCACCAAAGCAAAGAUGGCUGCUGCAAGGAUGUAUCAUCUAAUAGAUCGAAAGUCCGAGAUCGACAGUGGGUCUGAGGAAGGCGAAAAACCAGACAUCAAAGGACAUGUUGUAUUUGAGAGAGUGAGGUUCAGUUAUCCUGUGCGAUCCGAGACAAUAAUCCUGAAAAACCUGACGUUCUCUGUAAAGCCUGGUGAGACAUUAGCACUGGUGGGUGAGUCAGGCUGUGGCAAGAGUACAGUGGUCGCUCUCAUGAUGAGAUUCUACGACCCCUUCAGUGGAACUGUGAUGAUUGAUGACGUUGACAUCAAGAAGAUCCACGUUCCACAUCUCCGCAGCUGCCUAGGUCUAGUGACGCAGGAACCUGCUCUCUUCAACACCAGCAUCAAAGAGAACAUCGCCUUCGGACUGGACACUACCAACCUCACCAACGAGGCUCUCAUGGCCAAGGUUAUCACGGCUGCCACCAUCGCAAAGUGUCACAACUUCAUCACCAAGCUGCCAAAUGACUAUGACACACAUGUGGGUGAGGGAGGACAGCAAUUGUCUGGUGGUGAAAAGCAGAGAAUAGCAAUAGCAAGAGCCAUCAUACGGGACCCCAAGAUACUGCUGUUGGACGAACCCACUUCAGCGUUGGAUUCGGAAAAUGAGAAAGUAGUACAAGAAGCGCUGGACCGAGCGUGUGCCGGACGGACGUGUAUCAUCAUCGCACAUAGACUGACGACCAUCCAGCGAGCGACCACCAUUGUGGUGAUGCAGCAAGGCAAAGUAGUGGACAUUGGCACUCACACGUACCUCAUGCAGAACUGUAAGGUUUAUCAGGACUUGGUGGCCAAACAGGCUGAAUUGGCUACCUCAUAACCUGAUAAUGUAAACCAAUUGUUUCUAAUAUGUUGUUCCCUCCAUUUCUUCUUUGCACACUUUUAAGGCUGUGUUUAAUUGUAUUGUUUAUGUUAAGGUUGAUAAAAAAUUCUGCUAGAUUGGAAACCUGAAUUUAUUGAUGGACUGUGAUACAGUUAAUGUGACUAGAUACAAGACUAGAUAAAAUACGCUUUAGUUCAAAUUUCAAAACAACUUUUUAGAGGAGAGUCGGUGGCUCAGUUGGAUGUGUAGCCAAUGAAUACAUGAGUUAGGUAGUAACAAGACUAGUGUUUGGAAAACUCUUGUACUAAAAUGUUGAAAAAUGCCAAUGGUGUCAAAAUACACAAAUAAAAAAUAAAAAAAAUUGAGUUAUAUAGUUUACACUUGUACUGUACCGGUUCACCCCUUACUUUGCUCGAUAAGUUCCACACACAGUCCCAUGGCCCAUGUGGAUGUGAUUAAAAAAGUCUGCCAACCUCUUUUCGUAAAAACAAAACUUUGCUGGUCCAAAGAACUUUCUAAACCAAUUGUUUGUUACAAAUAAUUUAUUUUUUAUUUAUUUCUUCUAGCACUUUUCUAAAGGCUGUGUUUAGUUGUAUUGUAGUUAAGGUUGGCUAUAUUGUUGAUUAAGAUAAACACAAUUAUGUUGAAAUGCGAAACUGACUUGCAUUUGUUGAUUUAUUGACCAGUGAUAAUUUAAGGACGAGCUCUCCGCUUAGGCGUACAUAAAGGUACCUAUUAUGAAUACACAAUCAAAUUUAUUGGGUUUUUAAUGGACUGUGUACUAUCAAACCUCCUGACGCUCUUUUCUUGUGUAGUUCAUUAUGAAACCACUCCUUCUUCCUUGAACUACACAGUAAUCAAUUGUAUUAAUUCAUGGCAAAUUAUAUAACUAUAUCAUAUCACUGGUAAGUUUUUAAAUAUAAUUGUGUUUUAAAUACCUUUUCCUACAGUCACCCGACAAAGUUGGCUUCCUUGUACUGUUUAUAGUACAGAAAGCUGCUAAUUGCUGCAUAUUUAUACUUUGCCGUACUGUUUAUACUUUGUCGUACGGUUUAUACUUUGCCGCACAUCAGGAUUCCAACAAAACAACACAAAACAGCGUGGUUCUAUUAUGCACGUAAUCCGUGUACGCUUGGAAAUAGGUUGGCAACACUUAAAGAUAAUAAUACUAUGAGCAGCUGAUUGACUAUUAUAACUACGAUUUAACCUGUCAUUUCGUGUUUAUAGUUUCGGUAUUUCUGAACUUUCUGGACUUUUCUUUUAAACGUUUUUAAAACAAUCCUACGAUCUUAAU